CAGCAGCCACUGGGCCCUCCUGGCUCCUCCCAUGCCCGUGUUCUAUGUUUCCACAGGGCGGCACCUUCCUAUUUCUUCUCAGCCGCAACCCUCCCCUUAGAGUUGAGCAUCUUUUUGCCUGAAGUUAGUUUCCAGAAGCCAGUGUCCCCAGAGCUGGGCCAGGGGGAUGAACCGCGAGGGAGCUGCCGGGAAGAGUCCGGAGGAGAUGUACAUUCAGCAGAAGGUCCGCGUGCUGCUCAUGCUCAGGAAGAUGGGCUCAAACCUGACCGCCAGCGAGGAAGAGUUCCUGCGCACCUACGCGGGGGUAGUCAGCAGCCAGCUCAGCCAGCUGCCACAGCACUCCAUCGACCAGGGUGCAGAGGACGUGGUGAUGGCGUUUUCCAGGUCGGAGACAGAAGACCGGAGGCAGUAGCUGAAAGCCCCUUGGAACACCCUGGAGGCUACCGAUGGCCAAGAGAUUUGCGUGGCUCCUCUGCUGGUUGAGUGGUAGCAAACCACCUUCAACCCUCCCUCUGCUCCCCUCCUCCACCCGACCCUCCCCACCCCAGCCACUCAGCGGAGCUGGCAUCAAGGGAGAUGCCAGUGGUGGUUUGUGAUUGGCUUAACGGGAUGGACUUGUGAUUGGCUGCAGGAAGAAACCUUUUUAUUUUUAAAUCUUGACCAACGGAAA
Molecule: messenger RNA, 670 nt
Organism: Acomys russatus (golden spiny mouse)
Lineage: Eukaryota; Metazoa; Chordata; Mammalia; Rodentia; Muridae
Gene: Ctnnbip1
Product: catenin beta interacting protein 1
Exons: 4
Coding region: 167-412 (81 amino acids)
Biological process (GO): negative regulation of Wnt signaling pathway
Cellular component (GO): nucleus; cytosol; beta-catenin destruction complex
Molecular function (GO): beta-catenin binding
Source: RefSeq, a predicted model, not a curated record